ACAGGUCACAUGAUCAGUAAUGGUGGUCGUCUUUAGAAUUCGUCUUGUUUGUUGACACCAAUAACAAUUUAAAAAAAAACCCAAUAAACUCACCAUCAUCAGACCUUACUUUUCAAAUUUUAUGCUAUUAGGAUAAAAUAUUUUUAUCGGAUUUAUGUUUCAAAAGGUAUCAUACGAACACUGCUUGCUUAUUAUCUAAAUUCUAUUUCGUUUUAUGAUACUUUGUUGUAUGUUUUGUGAUUUGUGACAAUUUUAAAAAUCCAGUGAAUUUCUGAGUGUUAAAACCAUAGGCAUAGGCCAGAUCAAUCAUAUUCAGUCAGUCAUAGACAUGGUAUAGUCAUUUUAUUUCACACUGAUACUAUUCUUUAACUUUUGUUAUUUUUAACCUGAAAGUAACUAAGAUACACUUUUUUGUUUUUGUCUGUAGAACAUUGAAUAUUAUUGAACAUUGUCAUUGUGUUGUCACAGUCACUAGACUGUUGUAGUCGUGUAGUCCAGUUAGUACUGUAAGUAAGUAGAUUAGAUGAUUAGACAUUAUCAACUGUACUACUGUACUGUACACUGUAACUUUAGGCUACAAUGUAGGCUUAAGAAGUUCUGUGUGACAAUUAUCCAAUUGAUUGUGAGCCCUUAAUAUAAUAUAUAGAAUUAUAGAAGAAGUCUGUAAGUGUAAGUGUAGGGCCUAAUUAAUAGCCUUAUGUUACAUUAUGUAUUUAUCAGGAAUACAAAUACAAUGGUUACAUAAUAGAAACUAGGAUUAGUGGGAUUAGAAAUUGAAUAAUUUAAGUUGAUCCUCUAAACUGAAGUCUAAACUAAAUAUUGCAGCAUUACAAAAAAGUACGCUUCUUGUUCUAGUAAUAUCAUAACCUACACUAAAGAUGGUCCUGUCAUGUGUCUUUUUUUUAACUGGGAUCUUUCCCGCUUAGCAACCUUGUCAGAGCUGGUUUUGAGGUAUGUUCCAGUUUCAAUCUCAGUUUGAUAAAAAUAAUUUGCCCAGUGUAUGUUAGAUAGUCUCUUAGUUUUACACCAUUAAUAUCAGAACUUGGUUGGUAUGAAAUUCUAUAUUUAAUUUAACCAAGACAAAAUUCUAUGAUGAAAAACUGAGUGUACGACUGUUUUUAGGCUGUGCAGCGUGCAUACACAUGUAAAUUUUUUGCCUCACUUCCUUUUUGGGUAAUCUUUGACCAUAGUAAAUUCCCCAUUUCCAAGCUGUUCAGAGUUUUGUGUUUUUUAAGUAAAUUCAAAUGGAAUAUAUAAAUGUGUAAAUAGUCUUUCGCACUUCAAAAUUCAACUUCAAGACGCAUGAUGCGUCUUUGCGGUGUGAUGCCCAGUGGCAUACUUUGACUAAAUGCUGCAGUGACAAACUCCUGAAAUUGUGCCACCUGAAUCAAAUGUGCCUGAAAUGUGAAUGAAAUGUGAAUGACCCCCACUCCUAUAUAUGCCACUGGUGAUACUCAGAUUGUAGGUUUUUCAACCCAUAAAAGUAUGGUAAGCCUAACUAUUGGCUUGAUAGUUGCAAUAAGUAGGCCUAUACUAUAAAUUUGAAGAACAAACUUUUCUAAUAUUAUUAUGUAUUUAGUAGCAUUUUACUAUUCAUACGAGUAAAUCCUACAAUUACUACAAAGCCUACAAUUACUACAAAGAGAAGUCUAUAGUAUUGUAAUAAUUAUAUUCCUUAAUAAUAUUAUGAAUAAAAUGGUUGUUCAUUUCUGGAGGACGAAUCACCUAAUUGCAGACAUCACAAUAAAAAAUAAAAGAGUAUAGAGCAAAUAGCAACAUCUAAGCACCUACGUGUCACCACCUAGGUGUCGCCAUUUAUAAUAAGCUAACACGGGAUGAACACUGUCAAACUCUGUAUUAAAAAAGUCAACCAAAGACUUUUCUGUCUUAAAAAAACUAUACAAUUUCGGGGUAAGCAAACAAAUUGGUUUGGGAAUUCAUGAUCUGACAUCAAACAAUUGUUAAAUAGACUAACCAUGAAAGCUAGUAAAAUCACAUAAACUAAAAAACAAUUUUUGAUUGAUACAUCAUCUCUUCAUCAUAAACACCUAAGAACUCAUUGAUCAGGGCGAUUUCUUUCCCUUAAAGUUAGGAGCAAAAGAUGCAAAUAAAUUUUUGUUCCCCAGUCGGUAAGAAUUUACCAGCUUGCUCCCCCAUCUAAAUGAUCACUAAUUAAGUCAUUAUUGUCACUUAGGGAGUUAAUUUUGUAUGUGAGGGCUGUUUUUUAUGCCAGAGAAAUACUUCAGAUGUCUCAUGUUUAAAUUAUUUUGUAUUUUAGAAUGAUAUCUUGGUUAAAAAUAUAUUUAUUUAUGUGCUGAAAAUUUAUUUGGGUCAAUAAAAGAAUCUUAUCUCAUGCUAAGGUCUAGGCCUGGGCUUAUAUUUAAAUACAAGAACAAGGCCUUUGCCUAAGUGCAUAAUGAGCCUUAAAAUCAUGUCAUGACAAUAACAUUUUGAAUCAUUAAUGCUUGCAAAGUAGGUCAAGUUAAAGGCGAUGAUUUAUUUAAGGAUAGUUUUCUCUGGUUAUAGAGAUGUUAUACAUUCAAAAUGUAACAGAUGUCGAUGGUACUUUUUAUAUGUAUGACACUAUUAUUACAAGGCCACCCAUAAUGAUGUCAGGCUAUUUGGGACACCCUGCCUCCCCCCUUCAAUCAUAAAUUUGUAACAUAAUUUAGAGACCCUGACUAUAGAUUUUUUACCUCUAACCACCAAAUGUGUGACAUUAUUUAUGGAUGGCCCCUACUCCAACAUACUAGCGCAGUAGGACUGAUAGAAUUAAGAUAUUGUCAGUGUGGUGGGGGUGUGAUGGGCUAAAAAAAGGAGCAGUUGGUGUUUUGGCAGAGGGAGAUGGUGUUUUUGGAUUUCAAGGAAGAAUGUGGGGGAAAUGAAAUAAAUAAUAUAUAUAAUGAUUGAUUCUGUUUAUAACCAACAGGCUUUUAAUCUAUAAAUAUAAUGUUAACAUUUCUUUAGUUACUAAAUAAACAAAAAUAAAAACAUUUACAACACACACAAACACACCCCCAUAUUACUAUUCUAAAAACUAAUUACCAUUUUUGUGCACUAGUAGCAGAUUGUUUUUUGCUACAUAUUCAUUAAAGGCUGCAAGUUGAAUUGACUAGUUGAUAAUUCUUCCAUUUCAGAGACUAGUAAUGCUGCAUUAUUAGCACUGCACUGUUAACAAGCUAUGGGAGAAGCAGCAGGGGCUGCAACUGCAGCCAGCGGUGCCCUUCCAUCACCACAACUUUCUCAGCUCAAUUUAACAAGUAACUGCCAAAACUUAACUUUUUUAGAAGAACACAGCUAACUGUAAAUUACCAUUACAAAAUUUGUUUACCAAGUUUUUCUUGGAGAGGGUGUUGUUGGUAAAAGUCAAACUUUCAUAAGUCUCUGUUAUAAUUUAACAAAACUGCCUUAACACAGUAAUUUCUGUUGUUUGUUACUAAAGUAAGCAGAACUUUGUUAACUUAAAAUGUUUAUUAAUUUUUUUAAUUGUAAAAAUAAUCUAUUUUUCGACUUUUAUAAUUUUGAAAAUAUGAAAGUAAAUAAGAGACACUUUCUUUCUUUUUUUUUUUUUUAUUGCAGUACUAAAAAAAUAAUUAACGGCUAAUGGGCUAAAUGUUAAAUUGUGUAGAAAUUUAAAUAAAUCUCUUGCAUUGGUUUCCUUGUUUCUCAACUAGUCUCAGCUGCAAAACUUAAUACGGCAGGGGGAUUAUUUUCAUCAAAACCUGACCCAUAUUUAGAGCUUAGUGUGGAUGGUCAUUCGUCUCGGAAGACUGAAGUUUGUCGCAAAACUCUUGCACCAAAGUGGGAUGAACAGUUUACAAUGUAAGAUUCCGUUACAUUAGCUUGCAAAAAAAAAAUCUUUAUUACAUUAGCUUGCUUAAACAUGUAUCUUAAGAUUCUUAAUCUCAAUAGAUGUUAAAAUAAAGGUGUUUUAUUCUUUUAAAAUCUGUUAAUUUUAUUAAAACAUCUGUAACCAAGUUAUCCAGCCAUAAGAAAUUGUUUAUUACACUGAAUAUGAAUUUUUUCAAGAUAUGAAUUAUUUCUAAAUUUCAAAAAUAAAAUUCAGCUAUGAACUGUGUUCAUAUUUUUUUUUUGUUCUUCAAUUUCUUCAUCUUUAUUAAAUUUUUCCAGCCUCGCAACACCAUACUCAAAAAUAGACUUAAAAGUAAUGAGUUCCAACAGUAUAAGAACAGACACUGUGAUCGGACAGGCUGUUUUGGAUCUGCACCCACUAUUAGAAAAAGAAAAUGGCAAAUGUGAGUUAAUAUGAAUUUCAUCAGUUAAUUUUAUUAUUUUUAUUUUUAUCUGUUGUAAAACUAUCUCAGUAUGUUGUAAAACAAUGUUGUCUUAAAUUUUCUGAAAAAACAUUUAUCUUUUACUCCAACACAAAUAUAUUCAAAUUGUGUUAUUUAAAAAAAAAAUUUUUUCACUUCUGCAGUCAAAGAUUUAACGAAAACAAUAGAGUUGAAAUCUGAAGGGAAAGGCAAGGCUGGUGACCUGACAAUAACACUGAAUGGUAUGGAUGUAAACAUGAGACAGUACCCUAAGGAGGGGAGAAAUGGUAAACACUUUUUAAAAAAGUCCUUAGUAGCCCAAACAAAUUACAGUAUUUGCAAGUGUAUAGGAUGCCACUGUGUAUAUGACACAACCCCCCCUUUUUUAGAGACAUUUUUGAGGGACAAAAAUUUCUACAUUUUCGUCGCAAAAGACUCAUCACAUAUUUUAGACAUAUUUUGAGGGGAAAAAAAGUUUUUCCUAUACACUGAAAUACUGUAACAAAGUUGUGAUCAUGCUUGCAUUAUAAAUAGAACCAACCACCACUGACCCUUGUCACAUUAUGUAGAUUAUCAUAUUGUAUGAAACUGUAUCAAGUUUGUUUUGUUUUGUGAAGAACAAAAAUAACUGAGAAUGGUAUUUCCAAAUUUCAUUGAACAACUCAAAAAUUCUUUUCCACAGGCCCCAGGCCAGUGAGUGGCAUGCAGAAUGGGUCAGCUGCAGCUGGGUCAGCCAACGGACCAUCAGCUGUCACUCCUAAAUCAAAUCCUAGACCAGGUGAAGGUGGUCGAAGGCCAGCACCAAGAGCACCCGGGGCUCCAAACUCUCAAGGGAGAACUCCACCUCCCGUUCCUCCUCCUCCUGCUAAUCCCAGCCCAGCAUCCUCUCCUACGUCUGCAGGUUUGUUCAAAUUCUGGUUUUUACAAUUUUUUGUUUGUUUUAUCAGUCUAAUUAAAGAAUAUAUUAUUUUAUUUCUCCUUAUUUUUCAUGCAACAUAAAUAAUUACAGUACUCGCUCGUUCUAAAACUGACUUCUUUUGGAAAUAUUUCAGGGGAAUAAGUGGGGCGGUCGCCUUUUGAGUGGGUCAUAGGAGAUUUGGAUGGUUUUCUCCAGGACUAUUGAAUAAUGAAAUUGUUAGUGUAGAUCACCGAGGUCCAGGUCUAUCCUACCCUCUAUAAGAUUUUAAUAUAAUAAAACAUACAUACUGGAAGUAGAUGGCGCCAAGAUGGCAAAGAGUAAUGUAAUAAAAGUAGAUUACGUCAUAUGUGAGGUUGGACUUCUUAUUUCAUCCUUGAUAUUCUUUGGUAUAGUUUACACUGCCAUUUCAUUUUUUGGGUUAGCCUUAAGAGCGGCUUGUAGACAUUUCAAGCUUUUCCCGUCAAAAUGUGGGGUGGUCUUAUGAACCAAUGGGUGAGUUUCUAAAGUAAGUAUUUUGUAUAUUUUGUCUGCCCGCGUUCUAAAAAAACCCAGAUAUGUUAUCGAAAGAUUUGUGGGAAAUCAAGUGAAGUAUUGCAAAAAUGCAAAUUAGACCCCAAAAAAACACCUAAAAAUUGAAUUGAAGAAACUUCUAUUGUAGUGUGUUGAUAGUUUUUUUUACACUUUUAACAUUUCAUUUUUGCAUUGUGACUAAAAUUUUGCUCAACCCGUCAGUAACUUUCUCUACAACUUACAACAACCUCUUAUUAACUUGCUCUACAACAUAUAAUGUCUCACAUUCAGCACCAACACCUACAACUACUGCUCCAAGGCCCCCCAUCAGUACAGACACAAGCACAUCAGCUCCAACGACUGGGACACCACCAUCCGCAACUGCACCAAUAUCGACAGAACCUCUACCACCAGGGUAGGUGUUUUCAGAACUGUUUAAUCUUACGAUUGGCAAACAAUGUACAAUGUGAGAUGUCUUUUAAUGAUUGUAUGCAGAAAACCAUCAGAACUACGAUUUUAAGAGCCUGGAUUGAAAAUAUAUACAUUCCUGUAGUUUUUUUCAAUUUUAAAAAAAAAAAAUUAAGUAAAAGGACAUUUUUGGUUUGUAGUUUUAACUCGCAUUUCCAUUCUACAUCCAGAUUAAGAAAUAGGAUUGGUUGGGGACGUUUGCCUGGAAGUCCAUAAUAGAGCAUAUAUUUAUCUCGAAUACUGUGUAUUUUCACCAAUGAAUUUGCUAGAUAGUACUCAGUAGCGGCUCCCCGUGUGAAAUUCUAAAAAGUACACUUUGAAAUAGCGAAAACAUUAAAAAAAAAAAAAAUGAAGGAUUGGGUAAAAUAACUAUAGCAUCUAUGUACAUCCCUAAGCACCAUCUAAUAACUGCUGUUUUACUCAAGUAGGUUAGCACCAGGACUGAAAGUUGUCACAUUGGAUUAAAGGUGGAAAUAAAAUUUUUUAAUAUUUCGCAACGGCCCUGUGAGGAAGCGGAAGCAAUCCAUAUAGAAAAAUGUGCAAACACCCCCCAGACUAGUAAAAGGAAAAAUCAUUGUGCCCCUUGCCUAUGUGAAGUAAAUGGGAUAUUAUAUUCUAAUUCACUAUUAAGGUCCAUUAUAAAGACGAGUUUGGCAUCCCAUGAUUUUGGCGCCUGUUGCUCUUCACCACAUUUUUUAUUCUCAUGGCCAUGCCUGAAGAGAUUUAGGAGAUAGGGCGUUGCGGCGUAUAUUCUAGGAACUACUGGGCUCGCUGAAUCGCCAGCUGUGAAAACCCAUGUCACAUUUUGUUUACUGUCAUAUCAGACCUUUCGUAAUGUCAGAUGCAUCAAAGAAGCUGAUGUCUGCAUUCGUCACACAUGGACUACUGCAAUGCUCUUAUGGUGGGUCUUCCAGCUAAGCUCCUAUAUAAAAUUAAAAAAGCACAGAAUAAUGCGGCUCGCACUGUUUUUCGAAAACACAAAUUCGACCAUACUAAAAUACUUCUGAGAGAGUUGCAUUGGCUGCCGGUCUGCGCUCGCAUAGAGUACAAAAUUGCAACUCAGUGCUACCGCUGCUUGCAUGACCUGGCACCGUCCUAUCUCAAAGAGCUGCUGACGCCUUACGUACCCUCUAGACAAUUCCGCUUAUCUGAUAGUGGCAAACUCUCGAUACCACGUGUUCGCCUUGAGACUUACGAGGAGCGUACUUUCGUAUUUGCUGGCCCAACAAUUUGGAACACUUUUCCUGUCGCUUUCAGAAACAGCCAGUCACUGGAGUCUUUCAAAACUGAUCUGAAGACAUAUCUAUUUCGCAAACACCUGCUGGGAGGAAGUUGUCUAUCUAGCUAUUAUCUUGUAGAUGUGUAAGGGCCUGUGUUGUUUAUGGUUGUUAGGUAUGAAAGACUUAUAAUGGGUAUUCUCGUAUAUAGUUUUUUGCAAUGUUGUAUUUUGUAUUUCGAUUUGGUAAUUAUAGAUUGUUUUAUUUCUCUUUUAAUAUACUAAACAAUGUACCCCACUUUGAGCCUUUGGGGAUGAAGCGUGAUUUUCAAAUAAACUUUAUUAUUAUUAUUAUUAUUAUUAUUAUUAUUAUUAAUAUCAUAAAUAUAUAAAGAUUAUUGGAUUUUGUUGGGUUUUUUGUGUGGGGGGGAGGGGGGGUUCAAAAGCUCAUUUUAACGUAAGCAGGUGGGGGGGGGAGGUCGUCAAAAAAAAUAACCCCAUUUGGUUCCCAGACUCUUCUUCCUUUCACCCAUUUACAGAUUGUUAAAGUUAUCUGACUAUAAUAUUAUUAGCGGGAAAUAGGCUUAAUGGAUAUUGAUUUUUUUUUUUACCAGCUUUUCCUAAAUCAUAAAUUUCAAAUUACUUAGUUGGGUUCUAAAUGAUUUCAUCAUUUGUUAAUUAAGUCUUAUUUCAAUAAAUUUUAUUUUAGCUGAUCUAACCCCCAAGUUUGAACCACGUUAAAUUUCACCAGUAACUUUAUUUUUACCAGUGACUGAUUGAGAUGAUUUGAUCUGCACGUUCAACUAAAUAUUAAUUGAUAUCUAUAGCAGAUACACAUCUGCAAAACAAAGUGACAGUAGAUUGCAAUACAAUCUUUGGUUUUCUACUUGUAGAAGUUAACUUUUUUUACCUCAGUUUAACUUGAUCUCACUAGGCACUGCGAUGCCUGCAGUUUUUGUAUUCAUUAUAUAUAUAUAUAUAUAUAUAUAUAUAUACUGUAUGAUUAUUUAUUCACUAUUAAGAUAUUAAAUAGUACAGUUAUGUUACGAUAUUGUAGGAUUUUAGGAGUUUGAUGAUAAACAGGUCUGUGUUUAUUAUCUUGCGGCUGACAUAUGGUGAGGCCAGGUGGCUUUGUUGUGAAUAUUCAGGUGGCUUUGUUGUGAAUGUUCUGUUAAAAGAUGAUUCUCUACAAGCUAGGAAGAGUCAUUUAACAGCUUUUUCAAGGAUGAUACUCACUAUAACAUCAUGACAUUUAGCGGUUAUUUUCCACAGAGUAAAACUCAGUCAGAAAUCAUAUGGCUGAUUAAUACAAAUAAUGAAUUAUAAUGGACUGGACUAUAUCAUCAACCAUUUUGGCUAGCAUGUAAAAUUAGGGACUGAUAUCUACAGUCUGCAAUCAUUUAUAGAAUUUGAGUAAUAUAAUCAUAUUCAGUGGAUUGUUACCGACUAUUUCCCAUUGAUAUGCUCUUUGAAUUGGAGCUGUAUUACUAUACAUUUAUUCAAGUAUUCUAUGUAAAGUUAAUAACAUAGCUAACCCAGACCCAAUGAGAAAAAAAAAGUUUACAAGGAAAUGUCAUGAAUGUCAGAAGCUACGUUGGUGUCAGAAGGUGACACUCACCAAUUAGAAUAUUAUUUGUUGAUCAGACACAUUCUUCCAAUGAGAAUGCUUUUUCUCAUUAAAGACCUGCUUCACUUUUCUCUAGAUUUUAUGAUGUUUAAAUAUUGCAUAACAAUGAUUAUAGAUAGUAACAGUUAGUUGUACUAGAAAGAUAAAGUUUAGGCUUUGUUUGAUAGAAAGUACUAGCUAUCUGUACGUAAAUCACUCAUACUUUUCUCAUUUUAACUUCUUACCUGCAGUUGGGAAAUGAGAACUGAUCAACAUGGUCGGGCAUAUUAUGUGGAUCAUAAUACAAGAACAACUACUUGGGAGAGACCACAGCCUUUGCCUAGAGGGUAAGGAUUAUGGCUAUUCAUUCUUUGUGUUUAUGUUUGGAAUCUUUAAAAUGAUAGUCUGAAUCCACUACAACGGAACAAAAGAUUAUUUAAAAAGUAAUUACCCUGUACUCAAUUAAACAAAUUUGUUGUUUGUUCUUAACAAUAAUUGUGCCAUGCUAGAAUUGCCCCACUGUUUGCUAGUGCACUGAAUGCUUCUUAGCAAAACUGCAAGCAUUUUCUCACUAAAUGGUUCUUAAGCAAACAACUUUUUUUUUUGUGGACUAAAUGUUUAUGACGGUACACGUAUCAAUUUUUCCUGUAGGACAUUCUUUUAAAGUAAUGGAUUUCAAAUUUAACAUGUUCCCUUUAAAAAAAAACAGAUGGGAAAGGCGCACUGAUACCCGUGGACGUGUGUACUACGUGGAUCACAACACACGAACCACCACCUGGCAACGCCCAAACACAGAGUCACUGAACAACUAUGCCAACUGGCAGGAAUGGCGGGGCAAUCGUACACUUGAACAGUUCGGACAGAGAUUCCUCUAUCCUCAGCAACCGGCUCCUACACAGGAGAAUGAUCCAUUGGGGCCUUUACCUGAGGGUUGGGGUAGGUACACCACUGGCUUAUUAUUUAGUCUUAGGGUUAGUACAAUUUUGUAUUUUUACUAAUAUUUUGAAGGAUUUGAAGCCAUUCAAUUUAAAUUUGGAGUUUUUCAAUAGGUCAUAUAAUUUUUAAAAAAAACUUUAUUCUUAAAAAACAGCAGCAAAGCAUUAGAAAGCUGGAGGGCUGAUUUCUCCCCAGCUGUGUUUUAAAAUUUACUGAACACUAGCACAUAUAACCAUAUAUGUUCCAGGCCGUCUGGCGCCACUGGGUCAGAGGUGACUGCCACAGUUUCUCAUCCAUUUUGUUUAUUGGUGGAUCACUUUAACAUUUGUUUACCUCUGUGGGGGCCCCUGCCCUGUUGUUUGUAUAAAAAAUGCUCUCUUUACAAAUGUGUUAAAGUUUUUGUCACACUCAAAAAUAUGCUGUGGUCCCCUGGGGGGGCCAUAUGGCUUUUCAUUAUUUAGCUCUGAAAUUUUUAUUUGCCUUUAAAUUUAACAAUUGUAAAAAUUAUUUAGUUUUGAAAAUGUGUUUUCAGAAAAGAGAGUGGAUGGUAACAACAGAGUGUAUUUUGUAAAUCAUAGAAACAGAACGACACAGUGGGAGGACCCCAGAACACAAGGGUAAUUUUAGAGAAUUGAUUUAGUGGAUUCAUUCAUUCAUUAAUCUUUUAAUAUUUUAUUACAUCUAUGUCUCAGACCCGAGACUCUAGAUAAGGGGUUCUAAACUUUUUCUGUGGCAUCACACUUUCUCUUGAUUUCAAAAUACUUCCCUUUCCCCCGUCUUAAUAUGAAAAUAUAUUUUCCACACCCCUCAUGAUAAAAAAAUUCUAAGAGGUGCAGGCCCCCCUGGUGGAGAACCUCUAUUCAAGUUGAUUGAUUUAGUGUUUAUUGUAUUCAACAAUUGUUCAAAUGCAAAAUAACAUUCUACUUUUAAAUGGCAUUCUGCAAUGCAUACAAAUAACUUCUCCCCACUUACCCACCCACCCCAUUUUAAAAAAAAAGAAUUAUGCAAGAAGACCCACUGCCUGAGGGCUGGGAGAUGAGAUACACAGCCGAUGGUGUCAGAUACUUUGUAGACCACAACACUAGGACCACAACAUUCCAAGAUCCAAGAGGUGGACCUCAGAAAGGGUAAACAAUAUUUGGGAUAGAUGCUUUUGUAUGAUCUUGUGUAUUCAUUCUUUGUUGGUCAUCCUUAACUGUCUCCAAGGUUAAUAUUUUUUUAAUUCUUAGCAAAAAAAUGAAGACGGGGCCCUUAGUAGAUAAAAAAAUAAGAGUGUCCUUUAAUUAAAUUGCAUUUUUCAAAAAGACAAUGACUAUUGAAUCUGUAUGGAAUGUUUUGUUUAACUUAACAGACAUUUUUGAAAAAAUUAAUUGUGGCAAGUCAUUAUGCUGAUGACAUCAGUUGCUAAAUGCUGCUGCUUUACUUGGCUACUUUGAUUGACAUAUUAUGAACUUCAUCCAGUAUUUCAUCAAUAAUAAACUUCUGGAUUUUAUUCUGUUCUUCAGUCCAAAAGGUGCCUACGGGGUCCCCAUACAAUACGAGCGAAGUUUUAGGUGGAAACUUGGACAGUUCCGUUAUCUAUGUCACUCUAAUGCUCUUCCCGGUCAUGUAAAGAUAACUGUAUCAAGAGACAACUUGUUUGAAGAUUCAUUUGCUCAGGUAAGCAUGAUCUUUUUUGGUUUAAAAAGAUCUGGGCUCUAAAAAAAUAAUUUCUACUGUUUUUUUUUUUUCCUUCUUAAAAAAGAGAAGGGUUGGAUUUAUUUUACAUUGCAAAAUUAAAACAAUAAUCUGAAAGAUUCCUUCAUUAAUUUGACAAGUUGAUCUACAGCAGAGGUCUGACAACUCCAGCAAAGAUUCCUUCAUUAAUUUGACAAGUUGAUCUACAGCAGAGGUCUGACAACUCCAGCAAAGAUUCCUUCAUUAAUUUGACAAGUUCAUCUACAGCAGAGGUCUGACAACUCCAGCAAAGAUUCCUUCAUUAAUUUGACAAGUUCAUCUACAGCAGAAGUCUGACAACUCCAGCAAAGAUUCCUUCAUUAAUUUGACAAGUUGAUCUACAGCAGAGGUCUGACAACUCCAGCAAAGAUUCCUUCAUUAAUUUGACAAGUUGAUCUACAGCAGAGCUCUGACAACUCCAGCAACGAUUCCUUCAUUAAUUUGACAAGUUGAUCUACAGCAGAGCUCUGACAACUCCAGCCUUUAGUACAGACACGAUCUAUCUUGUAUUCCAGUUCUGCCCAACGCCCACCUAGUUUUUUAUGAUUGCAUCAAGCGUAAAUGAGUUGUUGCCAUUUUUUUUCCCUUGUUACCGCUGCCCGCAACUCAAGCAGUGGCCCAUUUUUAUUUUUAGAAUUAAUGUCAGGCACUUGUAUGAAAAAGAAGUGCCUGACCUGGGAGGUAUGAUGAAUGUGUUGUUAACAAAUUCACUCUCAGGCCUCAGUUUCAUUCACCUCUCGCUGACUUUAAGGCAGGUGUUGCGCACCCGUGUGUGUACUGUGACUUUAAGGCAUGUGUUGCGCACACGUGUGUGUACUGUGACUUUAAGGCAUGUGUUGCGCACACGUGUUUGUACCGUGACUUUAAGGCAGGUGUUGCACACCCGUGUUUGUACUGUGACUUUAAGGCAGGUGUUGCGCACACGUGUGUGUACUGUGAUUUUAAGGCAGGUGUUGCGCACCCGAGUGUGUACUGUGACUUUAAGGCAGGUGUUGCGCACCCGUGUGUGUACUGUGACUUUAAGGCAGGUGUUGUGCACACGUGUGUGUACUGUGACUUUAAGGCAUGUGUUGCGCACCCGUGUGUGUACUGUGACUUUAAGGCAGGUGUUGCGCACCUGUGUGUGUACUGUGACUUUAAGGCAUGUGUUGUGCACACGUGUAUGUACUGUGACUUUAAGGCAUGUGUUGCGCACACGUGUUUGUACUGUGACUUUAAGGCAGGUGUUGCGCACCCGUGUUUGUACUGUGACUUUAAGGCAGGUGUUGUGCACACGUGUGUGUACUGUGACUUUAAGGCAUGUGUUGCGCACCCGAGUGUGUACUGUGAUUUUAAGGCAGGUGUUGCGCAUACAUCCUUCUAUUGCUUCUGCUCUUUAGGCAUAGUAAUUGUGGUUAGUGGGAGGGAACUUGAUGCUGGUAAUGUGACCAUGAAAUAAAAUUGCAGAGUGCUCUAAUAAGAUGAUUGUCUGCACUCCCAUUCUUCAUUCUUGGAAUUGUUUCACACCUCACAUGGUCACAUUAUCGGGAUCGAGUUCCCUCCCAGUAACCACAAUUACUAUGCCUAAAGAGCAGAAGCAAUAGAAGGAUGACCUCAAAUGUCGUGUCUGCUUCGUGACUGACAAAUUAUACUUUGUCCAACAUGGCAACAAAGCCCAGUGUUUAGUUUCAACAGCACCAACAGCACAUUCAAGCGGUCUGGCACCUUGUUUCUUCUGGUCUUGUGUGGCUUCUUGACCCUCUGAAAUGGUCAAAUAGUCCAAAAGGUUUGCAGACCUCCAAUCUUAAGGAUACCGUAAAAAUCAUUAGAUUCUUUUUUCUUUAGUUGACCAUUGAUUUCAGUGCAUCUUAAGCUUAAUUAAACUUUAGGAGAAAAAAAAGGGGAGACCUUCAUUCCAGUCAUUUUCUUGGCAUGUCUCUUGAAAUGAUAAGAAGCCGUGUUUAUAUAAUAACAUUUUUGUUUUCUUUUUCUCUAUUUUAUUUAUUUCAAUUGCGCUUUUUAUAAUCCUUAUUGUAGGGUUGGAUGUUGGAUUAUAAAGGAUUUAUGAAAUGUUUUUUGUCGUGUAUCUCUUUAUAUGAACAAAACAAAUUUGUUAAAAGUCAUGAUAUUUUGCUGCCUCUAGGUUGAUCAUGAAUGUAUUAUGUCAUUUUUAUUGGUGUAAGAAAAUUAAAGUCUUUUCUGUGCAUGGUGCACAUGACAGCUUUUCUCUUUACACAAGAACAUUUUGCCAGCUUGACACCAUGUGAUUUUAAAAACCGCUGACGGUGGUGCCUCUGUUGGUACUAGUCAUAAAUGUGGUUAUUUGAUACUGCUUAUUACUAUUUUAUGUGACCAUUUCUUAUCAGAGUCACUCAUCAACAUAGCUGUUCAAUGUUAUAAAAAUAAGAUGUGAUAAGUAGUAGAAUAUUCUUAACAAUGGGGCCUACAUCUGCUAACAAAAUUUAAUUUAGUAAUAUGAAAUGGAAGUUUAAAGUGCACAUAUUCCAAGGACAGUACAUCUGUUCCACUAUAUUGGCUAGUUGGAGAGCAUUGAUUUUUCUUUGAACUGCUCAUAGCCGAUUGUCUUUUUGUUUUCGCUGCAGAUCAUGAGGUUGCAACCUUUUGACUUACGGAGGAGACUGUACAUAAUCUUUAAAGGGGAAGAAGGUCUUGACUAUGGCGGCUUAGCAAGGUCAGAUUUGUUGAAAGAUAAACACCACUGAAAUUUGUGAUAUUUUACUUCUUUAACUUUUAACAAAUGAAUAUCUGCACAUUCGUUGUAGUUUAUUCAUGUAAUAAAUAUUUUUUUCAGAAAUCGUUUUUUUUUUCAUGUUAAAUUUUGACCUUUACCUUGAGACAGUAUUAAAAUAGUGUUAAAUGAAAAAAAAGAUAAUUUUAAAAAAUUACAUGUGAAAUAUAAUUUUAAAAAUAUAUUUUCCUGGAUAUAAAAUUUGUCAAAGAACUGGUUAAUAAAAGUAUCCUGAUCUAUUUGUACACAAUGAAAGCUCAUGUCUUGGAGUUUCUUUAUUUUGAAGAAUAUUGAUUAGUAAAGAAAUUAGUUGUAUUGAAAUUAUUGAUUGUUUGAGUGGAUGGCAUGAAGUUAUGUUUAAUGUCAGUGAUGAAAUUGGCGACAGAUAUUAAAUCUUUGUGUAAAGAGUGACUUUGUGUUUUGAGUAAAAUAUAAAAUUUUAGUAAGUUUAAUUAAACCACGGCUAAGAUAAAAAUUCCUCCUUGAUAUUUCAGAGAGUGGUUUUUCCAUGUUUCACAUGAUGUGCUCAACCCAAUGUACUGUCUGUUUGAGUAUGCCAGCAACAGCAACUACAGCUUGCAGAUCAACCCGGCGUCCAGCAUCAACCCAGACCACCUGCAGUACUUUAAGUUUAUUGGCAGGUUUAUUGCUAUGGUGAGAAUCGAACUUGUCAUUGCAAGGCUUAUAACUUUGAACUGGCCUGAAGUGUGUAACACAUAUUCUGUUUUGGAAUCUCACUAGGGUUGAAACACAUAGAAUCCCCACAAACACAUAAGAUAAUGAAGUGAGGGUUACAAAUGUGCAAUUAUUUAACUCCAUACUAAUGCUAAAAAAAAAUGUGUUUACUGAGUCAAGCAAUAUCUAGGCCAGAUGGGCUAUUCCCCUAUUGCUUUUUCAACUGCUUUGUUUCUGGUUGUAUUAAAAAUUAGGUCAUGGUAUUAAUAAAAUUGGAAUAAAGUCUGAUCCUUGGUGGCUAGUUUUAAGGUUGCCGAAUAUUAUUUGCUUGUUUAUCCUGCUACAUGAUUUUGAAGUAGGUUAAAUAUAUUCACAUAUAACUUAGAAUAUUUCUAGGCAUUUUUAUUUUAUUUUUUUGUAAUGAUAAAAAUUAUUCUGUUCUUUGAAAAAUAUCAGAUUGUUAACUUAAAAUAGACAUUAGGUUUAUCAAAGAUUAAUGCUUCUGAGAAGAAGAAUUGUUUAAGCGUAAUCUCUUAAUUCACCAUGCCUAUAUGAACAAUAUCACAUCAUCAUUGAUGUAUAUUUCUAUUCUACUGAAUGAACUUUGUCAUCUCACUAAUGAUCAUAUUUCUCUACCAAUUAAUGACAUUGAAAGAACAAAUAAUGCAAGAAAGAAUAACUUAUACUUUAUCUCCAAGGCUCUGUAUCAUGGCAAGUUUAUCGACAGUGGCUUCACGCUGCCAUUCUACAAAAGGAUGUUGAGUAAAAAGCUGACCAUCAAAGACCUUGAGACCAUUGACUCUGAGUUCUACCAGUCACUACUUUGGGUCAAGUAAGUUGUUGUGUAGUUAAAUCAUCAUUUUUUAAAAUCCUACUGAGAUGAAUUUAAUUAGGUUGUAGGAAAUAGGGACGCCUGAUCACCCCAGUUACAGAAACGUAUAAUAUUUUGGAAACUUCCCUCGUCAUAUAUUUCCCGUUGCUUUAAAAAAAUAUAUUUUAUAAUUAUUGCCAUGUACUUUUAUUUUUAUAUUUGGCUUUAUUUAUUUCAAAAUUGUCAUUAAUUAUUUUUUUUAAUUUAGAACUCAGAAAAAAUUAAUAUGUUAAUAAAUAUGUCGGUUUCAUUGAUUUUUAAAAAAUUUUAACCCUUGAACUGUGGUCGGCCGACAAAAUCGGCCGAUAAAAACACGGUCCUAUAGCAACUUCCAAUCCAAUAUUUAACCGAAAUCAUAGCCACUUCCUUUUAUUAAUAAUUAAAUCAACUUCCGGUUCAAGCUGUUUCUUGAUAACUUAACAAUAAGUACUUUUUGAUCGGAAUUUUAUAUCGCUGUUUUUUUAAAGCAAAAAUGGCGGAAGCUACGGCCGGGCCUUCAUUGCGAGAAAUAAUAGAAAUAUUUUUUAAAGCUUUUUAGGAGUGGAUUUAAGUGAUACUGAUGAUGAUUUUAACAUUCCCCAUAACAUCUCACUUCAGAUUCUUCUUUUCGUGAAUCUGAUACUAGUCUUAGUGAUACUGAAGUAGGCCUACUGAGGCUACUGUUUGAUUUCGAGCCAGGCCCCGAGGUUGGGCAAGGACUGACUGAAUUUUAGUCACAGAAGCUACAGAUUAUAGAUCAUAACUAAUAAAUGUUAUGGUUUAACAACCCAAAUCAGUUCCACAGUUUCUUUUUAAAUGUUUACUGGUCAAUAAUAACUAUUUUGCCUGAGAUUUUGUAUUUUGUACUUGGUUUUAGCAGUAGUCCCCAGUUUCUUAUAUAAAUGACCUAAAAUUACUAAAAUUGCUUUCAGAGGUUUAAUUGCAAUCAAAACCUUAGCAAACUAUACAUUUUCUGAGAGAUAAAUCAAUUGGCUACAACAUUUAGAUUUUGUUUUAAGUGUAUUUAUAAAAUUAAUGAUGUUAUGAGCACUUGAAAGCAAGACAUUUUGUCAAUUUUUAUUUUCUUGAGAACUCCAAGGUCAAGGACACUGAGCAAAAAUUUUUUACGGGGUGGGCAAUAUCACCAACUUUAUCCCCAUCCAUUUACCUUUCUAAAAAUAUAUAAUUAUUGGGGUCUUGCAUCAAUAUUUCUACGUCAUUUAAUGCAAUUUCAAAAGGCACCCAAAAAGCUCUGAAAAGCUCCACUCCACAGAAUGAUGCAUGCCACAGUUCGAGGGUUAAAGUACUUAUUAAUAUUAGGAAUAUUUGAUAAUGUAAACAAAACAAGCUCUUUUUUUUUACUAGGGAGAACAACAUAGAAGACUGUGGCUUGGAGUUGUUUUUCUGUGCAGACUUUGAAAUUCUAGGCAAGGUAGAACAGCACGACCUCAAGCCUGGUGGCAGUGACAUUAAAGUGACUGAAGAAAACAAGGAGGAAUAUUUAAAGUGAGUUAAGGGACACAUUGAAAUUACAUCCGGCAGCGGGUGGCAUAGAUGAAAAUGUCUGCAUCCAGGAGUAAGUAAAAUGCUGAUAGAAAUCCCCAGGUUAUGAGCGCUAACCAAAAAAAUAGGUAGUGCUUUAUGCCAGUGGUCAUUACAGUGAACAAAAUAAUAUUAAAACGGAAAGUACUUGGAUUUUGAAGUUAUCAGUUUCUCUAUGUGCUGAAAUGAAAUUGUCCAGGGGUGACCGUUUGUUUUCUCUUUUUGGCUUGUUAUGCAAAAAAAAUUUUUGUAGCUGAUCUAAGUUCAUUUAUCUCAAAUUUAGAUUUGUUCUAUAUUAUUCCAUGUAGGAAAUGAAAACUAAAUAUCAAAUAUUUGGUCCUUACCUUUUAACAAUGAAUGAUACUAUGAUUUUGGUGUUUUAAAAUACAAGUUUAUGAAUACUUUUUUUUUUCUUUAUAGUAAAUGAUUAUUUUCUAGUUAAUUCAUACUGUUAGCCAACAUAAUGAAAUUCAGCAUACAAAAAUUACAGCUUGUCUUAACAAUUUAAAAGAGAUACAGUUGUUUAUUGAGAUUAAAAUAUAUUCCAUUCCUAAGGGUCAUGUUAACAUGAAAAGAAUAGUAAAGAAAUAAUCAAGCAAUUAAAAAUUCCUAGAAUUCAUCAAGUUGCCUAGGUUUUUACUUCCUUGACAGGGUACACAUGUAUUCUUGAUAUUUUACAACAUCCCCACGCAGUCAUAGUUUUGGGUAUAAUUUGUUAUAAAAUAUAAUUUGGUAAUGGGAAUGUUCAAUAUAUCUGCUAUAACAGGAGUAAAAGCAUGUGUACAUUUUAAAAAUGCCAAAUGUUUUUUAUGUGUUAUGUAGUAACAUUCAGGUGCUUUGGGCUUGUUGUGGAGGUUUUUAACAUUUCAUGAUUUCAAUUAGUUUUUUUUGGUCUUUUUAAAUAAAUCCUUUAUUUAGGAAGUUAGAAUUAAAUGAAAAAUGUUUUCUUCUUAAGGGAAAAAAAUGUUUUUAGAAAGUUAGAGCUAAAGUGAAAAGUGUUUUUGCCUUUAGGGAAAGAAAUGUGUUUUUAUCCCUGGAUAAUUAUUCAUUUUUUAUUAUAUUUUUUAAGUUUGAUGACUAACUGGCGGUUCACCCGAGGUGUUGAAGACCAAACAAAAGCUUUCCUGGAUGGAUUCAAUGAGGUUGUGCCACUACAAUGGUUGCAGUAUUUUGAUGAGAGAGAAUUAGAGGUGAUUAUAUUUAAUAUUAUAAAGCUCUGUUCUGGAUCUAUCUGCAAGCCGUACUAGUUUAUUCAUAUUAUUUGUUUAGACUUCAUUCUUUAUUUUAGACUUUUUUUUAAGAAAAAUUAUUUGAGUCAGCCUAAAUGCAAAUAGAAUAUAAUAUUUAAUUAGAAAAACAUUUUUUUUUAAUAUUUUAGAAAAAUUAAAAAUUUUCACUGUAAUAGUUGCUAUUUAUAUAAAUUUAACUAAUAAUGAACUUGUUUAUUAUUUCAAAAGUAAACAUUGGCAAGGUUUCUACCAUUUAGGGCACUAUGCUUGUGACACUUUGAAACUAUUUUGGUCACCAUGCCAUGUUUCAGUUGAUGCUGUGUGGUAUGCAAGAAAUUGAUGUUGAUGACUGGGAAAGGUCUACCAUUUACAGACAUUAUCAACGCAACAGUAAACAAGUAGUUUGGUUCUGGAAGGUCAGCAUUCUCAGUGUUAAACAGUUUAGAGCUGAUAAAGCUUAUUCAAAAGCUAGAAUCAAUGCUUGGGAAUUAAUUUGAAUCUUCUAUAAAUAUUAUUUGAUAGACAUGACAGAGCCUUAAUGGUAGUUUGACAUUAAAGUACAAUAUGUAGAUGUGAGAAGCUGUUUUUAAAUAAUGUUGAUCACUGGUUGUAAAAAUUGCCUGACAUGUACAAAGAAGUGGGAAAAAAAGAUACCAUCUUCUAUUGCAGAAAAUGAGCUUCAGGUGUUUAAUUGAUAUCUACCAGGCUAUUGAUACUAAAGCUAGGAAAAGAUUUUUUUUCUUUGUAGUAAUCCUUUCAUGUCAUUAGAAAGACUCUUAUCCCAUUUUCACAAAACCACAUCAUUAUGCUAGUAUGCACUUCUGGCUUAUGGAACUCUUGUCUUUUCUCUGUUGCUACAUUUUUUCAUUAAACGUGCAUACAAAGAAUAUGAAAAAAAUAUGUAGAGCUCUUGACUGUAUUGUUUGUGUUUAAAUAAUUCACAAAAGUCAUCUUACCAUGCUAUAUAUAGGUUAACUCAUUCAAAUUUAACUUCUCCUCUCCUUAAGAUGGUUAGAGAGAUAGACAACGAAAAGAGGACAAGACUGUUGCAGUUUGUAACAGGUACCUGUCGCCUGCCUGUUGGGGGAUUUGCGGAGCUUAUGGGUAAGUCUGUAGGAAGCAUUUAAAAUGAAAAAUAAUAGCAAAUGUCUUCGCAAAUAGUCCUAAAAUAACGAGUAUUUGAAAUAAAUAUAUCACAAAAUGCAACUAAAUUAACACAACAACUUUAUCCAAUUAAUAUUCUAAAAUUUGAUUAUAUGACUCCAUUUUUGUAUUUUCUGAACUAAACUUAAUCAAACAAAUUUUUGGACUGUUAUAGUUUUUUUUUAAAGUAAUCAAAGCUGAUUUAAGACUUUUGGAGAAUGGCAUUAAAAUGAAUAAUUUAUUUCUUCAGGGAGCAAUGGGCCACAAAGAUUCUGUAUAGAAAAAGUAGGUAAAGAGACCUGGCUACCUCGCUCACACACCUGCUUUAACCGCCUUGAUCUGCCACCAUAUCGCAGUUACGAACAGCUCGUGGAGAAAUUAAACUAUGCCAUAGAGGAGACGGAAGGAUUCGGCCAAGAAUAAACUAAAAGGGGGAAGUCAUGAAACACAGGUGAAUGUUAAAAUGAAGAUGGAGCUAACAUGCUAAAUUCAAACUUCAUUCUUGAUUUGUAACUCUGGUAUCAAACAUCAAAAAUAAUAAAAUAAUAAAUUUGAUAAGGAAUGGUUUCAACAUUUUAAAAUACAAAAUAGCAUGUAGUGUCACAGUGAGCUUAAUGAAACCAGUAGAAUGUUAAAACUUUUAGUAAAGGAGCAAUGAUCAAUAAUAUCCAUAUAAUAAGUAAGAGGGUUCCAUUUUUUUCACAGGUUCAACAUUUUCCUAUUUUAAUACAAUCAGAAUGUCAUUGUAGGUUAAUAAAUCUAUUGGUAAACAUGUCUUAGAUUGUGGUGAUUUCAAUUCUCAUUUAUCUUGUUUAUUUCUAGUUGACUCAUUCACUAAACAUUGUUUCAAAACUAGCCUAAUUUCUGGAUCAUAAUUUGAAAAUGAUCACCAAAGAUUUCUAAACAAUGUUACUCAUGAUUGUUUUUUAAAAAAAUGUUUUAUUUAUAAUGACACCAUAUCAAAAAAAAGUGAAUCUUUUUAUGUAUUUGUAUAAUAAUUGUAGCCUAUUCUGUACCAAGUGGCCCUUCUUGAAUGUAGGCUUAGGAUAAAACUAUGAGCUUUUCCUCAUCCUUUACAUCAGGGGUGUCUGACCUUUAAAGGCAGUUGUAACAAUCUUAUUGAUGGAUUAGUAUUUGUACGACAUGUUUAAUAUAUCACAUUAAAAGCUUUUACAAUAAAUUCCAUCUGGCAUGGUAACAAAAUGUAGUGUUACCUCAAAGUUAAAUAUCUGAAACAUAAAUAAGAACGCUGUAUAUAUAAAUAUUUUUUUUUUUACUAAAUUGUUUUCCAAGGCUGUAGUUCAGCAAUGACUGACUCACCCACAUGACAUCCCCGUUUACAUUGUUUGUUUGAGAAACGGUGGAUAUAAACUAGUAUUUAAAAAAAAUGGUAGGAAAGAAUUUUUUGUUAAAAAAUUUCUGUUUACUAAUUGCACUUUUAAAAGAAAUGAAAUUGGCUACGUAUAUCAUUAUACUUUAUUUUCAUAAUUUUAUUUUCUGAAAGGAAUGUGUUGCCAUUGAUGUUAUUAUCCCCUAUGUUAUGUAAUUUGUGUUUAGCUGUUGACAAAAUAUGAGUGACUAUUCUUGAGAAAAAUACAGUAGUUCAACUGUUAUUUAAUGUGCCAGAGUUUUAUUUGGGUAUCGGACUGUCAUAACAUGAUUGGCUCUUACAGGCCUUACUGAAACUUAAAGCAGCUGUGUUUUGAAAUGCCUGCUCCUUAUUGCUUAUCUUUAAGAACAGCCAGUCUUUUAGUCUUUGCUAUCUUCUUCAAUAGACAGUAUAGGGAUCACUUUAUUGUUUCUUUUUAAACCAUUCUUAUUUUUAAAAGAAAAUUUUUUUAAGCGUAAGGAAAAACAUGACACAUUUUUGUUAGUCUAAUUUUAAUGUGUAAGGAAAACAUGCAGCCCAUUUUUUGUUAUUCAGGAGAAAACAGUAACACAUUUUUGGUAGUCUGGGUUUAAUGUGUAAGUGAAAAAAUAACCAAUUUUUGUUGGGUCUAAUUUGAAUGAUUCGGGGAAAGUGGUGCAUUAUAUUAUUCAUCUCCUUAACUCAAGGCAAAGACAGUUAUAUUUAAUAAUAAAUGUUAAAUUCUAUAUUAUUGUCCUAGAGAUAAAAAUUUGCAUACAGCUGUAAGAAAAUGGCAAAUGUUUUUAAAAAAAAUGUUUAUUGCAAAUCCCUGCAACCUCUUUCAGUACAGCUUCUCAACCAAGAAGAUACCAGAUACAAAAUGUAUUUCAUCAACCCCAUCUUAUUAAUUUUUAAAAAAAUUACUGGUCCAUCUUGGAACAUUAAUUUUAUAUGACAUUCGGUUCCUUCAAUAGCAUGCACUAAUUUUUUCGCCCGUUGUGAUAAAAUUAUAUUUUAUGAGCACCUAUAACUGAUAGAAAAGGAGACUAUAUUGAAUUUUUCAAAGAAAUGCAAAGAUAUUAGGAAUUUUAUAACUGAACUGUCAAGCAAUUAAUACCCAGCUGUUAAAAAGUUUUAAAAAAAACCCCACACUUUUCAUUUUUGCAACAAAUUUUUUUUCAUUCACAUUUGAUCUGGAGAAACAAAAUUGUUGUGUUUUCAAUAUUAAGUAUUGUUAUGAGUGUAUUAUGUUAAUAUUUAUUUUAGUCAAGUAUAUAUUUUUUCACGGGAGUUAAGUUUUCCUAACAACACAAACCCGCGCCCCCCCCCCCCCCCCUCUUUUUUAUUUAUUAUUUUUAUUUAUUUUAACAAUUUUUUCACGGGAGUUAAGUUUUCCUAACAACACAAACACGCGCACCCCCCCCCCCUCUUUUUUAUUUAUUAUUUUUAUUUAUUUUAACAAUUUUUAACUUUAAACCAAUGAAUAAUUAUUUCAAUGGAGUUAGGCUCCCAUGGCUGGCUGAAACAUAAACAUAGCCAAUUGUGACAACUCGUGCGAUUUUGUUACUGACCUAAUAUUUCAAGGCCUGUAGUGUUGCGUCUUUUAUUUUCAAGCCUAAAAUAUCUUUAAAUAAGUAGUGGAACAAGACAUGUUUAGUUCAUGUCAUGUAAAGUGAAUGAUCAGUGCAACUUACUCAUGGCUUGAACGCAGUCCCUCAAAUAGUACGCCCUUAUUCCCUUUCAUCUUUUGUGAUAAAUGUAGCUAUUGAUCUGUUGACUUUUUUUUAAGAAUAAGAAAUGAUGGUUGUAAAAAAAAAACAUGUUUUGUUGAAUUGUUAUAAAAAUGUAAAGCUUUGUGUCUUGAUGGGAAAAUGGGCUGUUGAAAAAAUCUGUGUCUUGAUGGGAUGUAUUUGCUGUUGAAAAAAUCUGUGUCUUGAUGGGAUGUAUGGGCAGUUGGAAAAAAUCAAGUGCAACAAGAAGAGACACAAAACUCUACUAGUAGUAACAUCCAUCUGCAAGGAAGGAUGUUAUUAACCAAAUACGAACGGAACAUUUAAUAAAUUUGGGAUUUUCCCAUGGAUGUUAGAUAUACCUUGAAACCUAAAUUGUAUUUUAAAAAUUUUAAAUUGUUUGUAAAUAUAAUUUUGAAAAGAAAUCAAAUAAAUUUUUUGGAGCAGGAAGGAACUAUAUCUACAGUGUAGAUAGAGAAGGAUUAGCUCCUUUGAGCUUUCAAGGGUAGUUAGUGUGGUGAGAAAGUUGUGUGUGAUGUGUCAGUCUAGCUGUUUAAAAUAAGAUCCCCAUGAGAUCAUUUUGGUCAUCUUCAAAUGGGCAACUCGGAAUUAAUUCCACUCCUUGUUUUUUUUUAACACAUUUUGUUUUUUCAUCUUCUGGUCAGGUCAGGAAACUUAAAUAAUCUUGACUAUAAAUUUUUUUUAAAAUUCUUUAAAUUUAUUUGAGGUGGUGUGAUAAGAACGGAUAAGAUGUUGGGCAAUUUUUGUUAUUGUUGUAGUUCUAAUGUCUUACCUAUUUAAUUUGCAUCUGUUUGUAAGACGAAAGCCUGUGUGUAUUCUAGAGUUAUCAAACUGCAGUGAUAUCAUUGGUAUUUUACAUAUUUAAAAAAAAAGUUAUAAUGAGAAUAUUAAUGUUUCAACAAAGAUCAAAACUAUUUUUUUUAAAAUGAAUGUUAAUGGUAUAGAGUUAGCUCAUAUUAUAUUGUUAGUUUGAGUGAAAUGUGUCGUCAAAAUGUUAUGCACAGUUGAUCCUUAUUGGAGGUGAUGUUUUUGUGUGUACCCAUGAAGGUCACCAUUUUAUAUUCAAGGAAAACAGACAACUUUAGUGAUAAAUAUAAUAUUAUACAAUGAUUUAGUUUCUUAUUUAUUUUUAGUGCAAAUGUUUUCUGGGUGUAAAAAAUCCCCCUGGGAGUUGACCACUUUGAUAAUGAUCUCCUAUCGCAUAAGAUUGAGAAACCCUGUUAGAAUUAGACCCCCCUCAACACCCAUUAUGCAACAGUUUGCUCUUCAUUUAUCCAUAACAGAAAACUAAGCUGUGAUGAAUUGAAUCUUUGGCUAUUUCUUAUGUAAUGUGAAGCUAUUAAAUGACAUUGAAAUAACUGAAUGCAGUGUUCUUAAUGAUUGCUUUUUGGAUAACAUUUACUUCUCUAUCAGUUAUCAGGUAAUAUUUGGUAAUAUGUGAUCCACAUCUCUUGUAGCAGACCAUAAAUAGGUACACUUGAUUUUUUUUUAGUGUUUCUAUUUUAUAAACCAUAUCAUUAUUGAAAAUAAAUUCUUGGAUUUCUCAUAUUUUCACAUUUUUCAUGUUCUUCCUACACAUACUAUCAAUAAUAACAUUUGAAAAGUUCUAAUGAAGAAGAAACAUUUUCAAAAUGACGGGGAUUGCAUUUCAUUAGCACUCACAGAAAUCUUGAUGUAUUUUUUAAGAAAUAAUAAUAAAAAUGACUGGCCUCAGUAAUGUAUACAAAAAUAGCCUUGACAGUUUUCCGGAAUCAUAAAGAGACUGAAACUAAAAUUUAAUGAACUCAGUUGUUAUAGAAAUAUUGAUGUCAAAAACUUGUCCAAUAUUUUCUUCAGCCCAUUAUUUGAUACUCACCAGACAAGCAGCAAAGAAUGAUUGUUGAUAUACCCAGGUGUAAAACAAAAUAACAUAUAAAACCAGAAAUAUUUAUAUUCUGAGAAGCGCUUCAGUUUUAUUUGGGAAAUACUAUACACACAUUGAACAAAGGGCCCCCAGUAACAAAUACUUGAUUACUUUUAAUUGGUUUCAGGUUUGUGGGGAGUGGGGUAUACCUCAUAAAAUACGAAUGUCCUCCCGGCAUUUUACCUACGGGUACUAGAUAAGUUCAAUGACAGCUUGGGACCCCAGCUUGAUGGCUUGUAGGUUAAGUCUCUGGGCAGCCAUGACCCCCCCCCCCACCCCUUUUCAUAGCUGUGUCAUUCCC
Molecule: messenger RNA, 25115 nt
Organism: Lymnaea stagnalis (great pond snail)
Lineage: Eukaryota; Metazoa; Mollusca; Gastropoda; Lymnaeidae
Source: the annotation of a GenBank genome assembly